AUGAUUGGUUUUGCGUUCAUGUUUUCAUCAUUCAUCAGCAAAUCCACUUCAUCCACAACUGUCGGUUUCUCCGUAUAUAUAGUUGGCUUCCUGACACAGGUGGUUACGAUAUUUGGAUUUCCCUACACUGACAACUUCUCUAACACACAAAGGAUCAUCUGGUCUUUCUUCCCACCUAAUCUUCUUGCUAAAGCCCUUCAGUUGCUUGCUGAUGCUACUUCCACUCCUCAAGACCCUGGUAUCAGGUGGAGCCAUAUUGGGAAGUGUGCACCAAAUGACAUUGACUGUAUAAUAACAGUGAGUGAUAUCUAUAUAUGGCUUGUAUCAACCUAUAUCCUGUGGGUUUCCCUUGCAAUAUACUUUGAUAAUAUCUUCCCCAACUCAUCAGGUGUAAGAAAACCAAUUUUCUACUGUCUGAACCCUGGAUACUGGUCAGGGAAAGGUGGAAACAAGGUGGAAGAGGGUCGGAUCUGUAGUUGCAUGUGGUCUGUUCCAACAUUGGGAAACACGUAUCCAGAUGAUGAAGAUGUACUUCAAGAGGAAAACAUUGUGAAGCAGCAACAUAGAGAAGGUUUUGUUGAUCCAAAUCUUGCAGUUGAGAUACAUGGUCUUGAGAAGGUAUAUCCUGGAAGAACUAACAUUGGUUGCUGCAAUUGCAAGAGAAGUGCACCUUACCAUGCACUCAAGGGCUUAUGGAUGAACUUCCCAAAGGAUCAGCUUUUUUGUCUUCUAGGACCAAAUGGAGCUGGAAAAACUACUGCAAUCAAUUGCUUAACAGGAAUCACACCGGUCACUGAAGGAGAUGCUCUCAUAUACGGACAUUCCAUCCGAAGCUCUGUUGGCAUGUCAAAUAUCCAGAAAAUGAUAGGUGUUUGCCCCCAGUUUGAUAUUCUUUGGGAUGCACUGUCUGGUCAAGAACACCUCUAUCUAUUUGCCAGUAUCAAGGGCCUCCCCCCUGCUUCACUUAAAACGGUUGUUCAAAAAUCAUUGGCGGAGGUAAGACUCACAGAGGCAGCCAGAGUAACAUCUUGCAGCUACAGUGGAGGAAUGAAACGCCGCCUCAGUGUUGCAAUAGCUCUAAUCGGUGAACCAAAGUUGGUCAUCUUAGAUGAACCGACUACUGGCAUGGACCCCAUAACUCGAAGACAUGUUUGGGACGUUAUUGAGAAUGCAAAGAAAGGGAGAGCCAUUAUUCUAACAACACAUUCAAUGGAAGAAGCUGAUAUUUUAAGUGAUCGAAUUGGAAUCAUGGCAAAAGGUAGGCUUCGCUGCAUUGGGAAUUCAAUCAGGUUGAAAUCAAGAUUUGGAACUGGUUACAUUGCCCAUAUAAGGUUCUCAGCCACCUCUGCUAAUGUGACUCCUUCUAGAGAAGAUGUCACUGCUCCAGCAUGUCAUGAGGAAGUGAAGCUGUUUUUUAAAGAUUGUUUAGAUGUAGUUCCAAAAGACGAAAACAAGUCAUUCCCGACGUUCGUUAUCCCACAUUACAAGGAGGACCGACUAACUAAAUUCUUCGAGGAACUAGAAAAUAGAGAGGAGGAAUUUGUUGAAGGUCAUCACUAG
Messenger RNA from Lactuca virosa, 1560 nucleotides. The record is from the annotation of a GenBank genome assembly. Lineage: Eukaryota; Viridiplantae; Streptophyta; Magnoliopsida; Asterales; Asteraceae.